UCCUACCGGCAGAGAAAGAAAGACGGGGGAUCUGGUGCACCCCAGAAGUAUGAGCCUUUGGAAGAGUUAGGAGAUUCCACCGCGGACGCCCCGCCCUUUCAACCCAGUUCAGAUGCACCGUACGACCCGCCGACAGCCAGGCUAUCGUCGUUCCCUCCUGGAUACGUUGUUCCUGAGAUCGGCUACGAGUACAAGUCCCCGCCAGACCGUGCAGACGCCCCUAAGAAGACGCCUCCACCGUCUCCUUCCCCCUCCCUUCCACCGCUUCCGUCAUUCCCUGGGGAUGCUCCACCGCCGUACGGGCCGCCGACCUAUGUGUCUCACGUCGGCCCUCGACCACUAUAA
Molecule: messenger RNA, 345 nt
Organism: Phanerochaete carnosa HHB-10118-sp
Lineage: Eukaryota; Fungi; Basidiomycota; Agaricomycetes; Polyporales; Phanerochaetaceae
Exons: 2
Source: RefSeq, a predicted model, not a curated record